Molecule: messenger RNA, 1378 nt
Organism: Paramacrobiotus metropolitanus
Lineage: Eukaryota; Metazoa; Tardigrada; Eutardigrada; Parachela; Macrobiotidae
Exons: 3
Coding region: 120-1034 (304 amino acids)
Molecular function (GO): protein binding
Source: RefSeq, a predicted model, not a curated record
AGAGUGCUUCGCCUCGAAGCUGCUCCGCCAUAUUCAGCGAAGGUUUCGUGUGCGAUUCACCUACGUUUUCGGCCAGGAGAUGCAUUACAUCCAACAGCACACUAAAAGCCCUUUAGAAGAUGCCACAAUCGCGAAAGUUUUCGAAAGAAAAACUGGAAUUCAUCCGUAAUGGCAAAUUCCUGGUGGAGGACUCUCGCCGCCUGGAAGGACCCGACCAGGAAAAACGGUCCGAUACGAAAUGGCGCGGUUGGGCACUGCCAACCGAACUCUUUGAAGAGGUGUUUCAGUCGCUGGACACCAUCGACCGACAACGCUGCCGACGCAGCUGUCAACUGUGGGAUGCCAUUCUCACUUCGACGGAGAUGUGCAAAGUUGUUCGCGUAUCGCUCAAGCAUCCACCUUUCUCCCAGCGGCUCGCCAAAAAAUGGAAUGAUUGUUAUGCCGCGUACGGUUGCUUCUUCAAGCACAUAACUUCUGCAGCACGAACCAUCUGCAUUCGAGACACGGAAUGGGACUGCGACGAUCAGGACGAUUUGAAACUCGCCGAUGGAGCGACAACGUUGAUGCAAAAACUCUUGCACGAAGCCGGCAUUCGCAUCGAGCGUUUGAUCGUGCACCACCGAUCACUGACCAUCGACCAGGGUGAACCCGGUCCAUUGAAGUUGCAGGUGGUUUUUGCCGCGAUAGCCGCGCUAAAUUCCAAGCUGGCGACCUGCUGCGACCGCUUGAUUUGGAGAAGGCAUUCCUUGAAAUGCGAAAACAGCACCGGUGCGAUAGUGCUGGAAUUCCGUGUUCCGAUAACGAUGUUCAACCUGGGGGGUGUGGGAGCACCACAGAUUUGGGAUACAUUUGAGCAGCACCUGCGCUGCACGGGACCGGCGUUAGAUAUGGACCGCAUCGCCCAGUGGAUGGCGAGAUGCACCCACAGGAAUGCGAGAACUAAGAGAUUUGAAAAGAUUCUGAACGAUUUUCAAUCGUGCGACCCGCGCCCCUCUGCAAAUUUUCGGGAGAUCCUUGGACAGUGGGCGCUAUGACCAACCUGGACGUCCACAAGCUGAACACGUUGUGUCUACAUGUCUUGUGGCACUUCGUGCAGAAAUGGAAUCGAACGUCUUCGGAUGACGCUACGGACUCCAGUGGCAGUUCUGAAUCCGAUCCCGAAGACAGCUCCGAUUCCGAAGAGAGCUCCGAGUCGGAUUCGCACGGCAGCGACGAUACCGAAUCUACUAAUGAUGGCUCUGAUUCCAAUGGAAGCUCCGAGUCUGAUAGCAGUUCUGAAGCCGAGUCUAAUGACACCACCGACUCCGAUUUCUAGGACAGCCUCGGUUCCACAGCGGAUCAAACAUAGUCCAACUUCGAUAUGUAUGUAGUCGGAGAA